UGUUUCAAAUUCGAUGAACAUAUUAUUUUCAUACUAUGACUUGAUACUGUUGUUAUAUUUUUAUUUUAUAGAGUUCAUGCGCUGUUAACUACAACUUAAGUAUACACAAGGCUAAAGCAAUUGCAUAUUAAUGUAAACUUUAAACUUAGCAAUGACUAGGCUAAAGUCUGAAUCGGCUAAAAAGAAAUGAAUCUUGCUAAUUGCGUACUUACGUAUGUAGUAAUGCAACAGAAAUGUCUAGACGCUUGUUGUUAAUACUAGCAGCUUGUAUUGCAGUGUUACACUUUUCUAUAAUCAUUUUUAUGCUCAGUCCCCUGUACAGCACUAGAAGUUCCCUAUAUGGGACUAGGUACGUUUCUCGGUUUGGUUAUAAACAUCCCAGUGUUGAUUGGUGUAAGGAGCUGAAGUUGCGAAUUCCACCGUCUCAAAAUGUUGUUGCUCUUGUUUCUUAUCCUGGCAGUGGAAAUACUUGGUUAAGAUAUUUACUGCAGCAAGCUACAGGAAUAAUGACUGGGUCAGUAUACAUGGAUUAUGGUCUGAAACUACAUGGUUUUCCUGCUGAAAAUGUGACAGAUGGAUCGGUGUUAGUAGUCAAAACUCAUGAGACACCAACAACAAACAGGAAGUAUGAUUCUGCUAUUCUACUUAUCAGGAAUCCAAGAGAUGCUUUAUUAGCUGACUUCAACAGAUUACACAAAGGUCACAUUGGAACAGCACCUAAGUCUGCUUUCAAAAGAAAAUCAAAUGAACACAGAUCAAGUUGGUCAAAAUACGUAUCUGUGGAGUUGACGGGUUGGGAGAGCAUGCACAGGAUGUGGCUGACCACUUUCAAAGGCCCACUUCAUAUAGUGUUCUAUGAGACUCUGGUGCGGGACACACGGAUGACGUUGCAACGGACUCUUGACUUUCUCAACCACACCGUAGACGAAGAGGACAUGAGUUGUGCGUUGGCGUACAAAGAAGGCAUCUACAGACGAAAAAAGAAAUACAAGGACUUUGACCCAUACACACCAAACAUGUACGUAGCCAUACAAACUGUUUGGCACAACGUGCUCAAUAUGGUCAUAGACUACCAGAGAACUGUUCAGAAUGUUACUUACUAAUGAACCUAAUACAAAAUACUCAAACUGGAAAUCGAGUGAUAUCAAUCAAGUUUGCGAAAUAUUUUGUCGUGUCUAUAAAUAUAGAUUUCCGCGAUUUUACUGUAGGCCUUGGUAACAGAACUUGACGGUGAGCUAUAUCUAUGUUCAGGUGCGUAAACCCCCGUGGGUUCACGUCACUUGAUGAUGGACGGGCGGACUGUUCCUCUGAAUUUGAGGGUUUAUUGUUAUAACAGAACGAAUGGCGAACGUAGAUUUAUUGUUAUUUGACUUCAGUUAAUUCAAUGACACCGCUCAAAGUUCAUACUGCGGCUUACAUAAGUGGUAUGAUCCUAUAACGUAAAAGUAUUAUUUACAAGAAAAUAAUUUGUAUUACACAACUGAAUUUAUAUUUAGCAAUCACCGGUACCAGGUGGCAAGGGCCGCCAAAAUGCUAAUUGCGAUAAACGAUAAUAUAUAAGAGAAAAGUAUAAUAUUUAUGGCGCCUUUUAUGAGGCGUGGAACCGUCCCCAUGAAAAUGUAAAUCAAAGCCGAGAAAAUAAGUUACUACAUGCAUACAUACACUCAACACUGCCUUCUUCCCGUAGGAGUAGGCCGAGAUAACAGAACGUCACUUCGUCUACAUUAAUUACUAUUUUCAUAAAUGCUCGCCUGUCGCGCCUCUUUCGGCACAGUCUAGUCGUUAAUAUAGGCAUGCAGCGCUCCAUUCACAUAGUUUCCCUGAGUCACUCUCCUUUCAAUAUCUCCCUUCACAUCUUCAGUCUCUUGUAAACAUGCUAAAACAUGUUUUCAUUUUCGAUCCUGGCUCCUGAUCGGAGUGGCUGGCGUGGAAAUUGCUGGAACUAUAGCCUACAAAGAACGAAAUAGUGCUCUUUCCAGCCAUGCUACAUAAAAGUGGACUUUUCUACUACCCAAAGCACUUCCACACAACCCACGCAGCUUAUGCAAAGCGUCAUUGCGCUCAAUUAACCGGAGGUCACAGUUUAGCUUAGAAAAUAUUUUUAUGUAUUUAUGUUGUGACCAUGCACUAAAAAUGAUCCCGCGCAAGGCUAGGGCGGCACUACUUACAGAUACCUACGCCAUAUUUAGGUACCAAAUUUGGUUAAAAUCUAAACAUGGGUUUAACAACAAGAUUAUAUAUUUUGGUACCUAGCUAUAUUAGCACAAAUAGGAAUGAUGUUCCCUAAGUCGAAAACAAGUGCUCAUUUUAUAGCGGCAAUAACAAAAUCCUAUAGGUAAUUUUUGUAUGGACUAUAGUUACUAUUUAAUAUGGUUUAAGAUGAAUGUUGUAAUGUUCUAUUAUCUACACUCAUGCUUUAAAUCCUCUAUUAAAGAUUCUGAAACAGUUAGCUUAUUGCCAACAUUAAAUACCCAAUGUUCUAAUAACUAUUACAUCAUCCAAAAGAGUGUUGUAAUGUUGUACUGAAUUUCAUAACAACACUCGUAUGUUUUUUUUUAAUCCCUUCAUGCGCAAAGAGUUUCAACAGACAGCCACGUUCUUAUUACUCGAUGCGUGGUAUCUGUAUGAAUUUCAAAAAAAGAACAUUUUCGUUUACGCGCGUUCCACACUACCAGAACGUCGCGCGCCGUAAAAAAGUAGGUUAUUCGAAUCCCCGUCAUUUUUCUUCGAUAUUUUUAUUGUUUUGUUUACAAAAAAUGAGCGAUUCAUUUUAAACGCUGCAAAAGAACAUUAUAUUCGAGUGAAUUUUAAUUAUUGCACUAUACUAAAUGUAAAUUACUACUAAAAUAAAUAAUUGUUUCAUUAAUACUUAGUUUAUUUGUAUAUACUCAGUAAUGAACGAUAUUAGGUUACUACUAGGACUGGUGUUUUAAUGUUAGCAGUAAGCUAAAUGUUCCAGAAUCUUUUAGAGGAUUCAUAUUCUGGGUGUAGAUAAAGUCUUGUAUGCAACUGUUGAUAAUUAGGUAUUAAAACACUCAUGUAAUACUAUUAUCCACAUUCGUGUUUUAAUACCCCUUAUUACACAACAGUCGCAUAAAUAACUAUUAACGGCCUCAGUUUAUUAAGUGUUUGAAUUUCUAGUCAUUAAAUUAAUAACAAUGUUACUAUUUUCCAACGAUUGUGUAAAUAUGUUUAAUAGUUUCAUAAGUUUACAAUAUGUUAAUGUUUUGUAUUUUUUGUUACUUUAUAAUAAUUUUAAUAAACGUU
Leptidea sinapis is the source of this 3267-nucleotide messenger RNA. RefSeq names its product WSCD family member AGAP003962. The record is from RefSeq and is a predicted model, not a curated record. Gene Ontology annotation, molecular function: sulfotransferase activity. The transcript is spliced from 5 exons. The coding region runs from base 234 to 1103 and encodes 289 amino acids. Lineage: Eukaryota; Metazoa; Arthropoda; Insecta; Lepidoptera; Pieridae.